UAAUAUAUAUUAUUUUUUUAUGUAUGUACAAAUAAUUGGGCGUUUUAUGUAUAUACAACAUCAUUGGGCGAGUUCUAGCCGGCAAAGCGGCAUGCUUAUCAGGUGAUUGAAUAUGAUUGGUUGGACCUAUAAAUAACAACCAAUUAUGUUCAUUUACUUGAUGAGCAGCUAGUCUGCUUUGUCAACUUACGCGCUCAUUGAUUUUUACCUAUGAAUCCAACCAAUCAUGUUUAAUUGUUCGAUGGGCAGUACCUACUCAUCUAAUUGUUUCGUAUAAAUAAAAGAAUUUUAAGGAAAUAUUGGAUUAUUCGUAAGAUUGAAGUAGCUGGUCAUAAGUGAAACGAUAGAAUAUGUAAAUUGCUGCGUAUUCACAGUCAUGGUGUUUUCUUCCAUAGUUUCACAAUACACAGCAUGACAAUGGAUUGCAAUAGAUGACGGAAUCUUAACCUUUUUCUUUUUUUUUUUACGAUAACCUAACCUCUCUCUAGAUAUCGGCUGACCGAGCGCUGACUGAUCGCUUUAACUCAAAUGACAUAUCUCGCGCGAAAGUCCUGCUGUUCAUCAAGUAAAAGGCUUCCAAUUAAAAAGCGAGAGUAAUAAACAAUGAACGUACAAACGAGACACCCUUACGAGGGUUUGCUACACAAAUAUACGAAUGCCAUGAAGGGCUGGCAAUACCGUUGGUUUAUUUUGAGUCCAGAGACCGGCGAGUUGCAUUACUUUCUCAGCGAAUCUGAGAAGAAUCAAAGGCCACGGUGUUCAAUUUAUCUAGCAGGAGCUGUAAUAGCCCCCAGUGACGAAGAUUCUAACACAUUCACCGUCAAUUCUGCUACUGUUUUCAAUAUCUUUUCAGGUGACAUGAUCAAACUACGAGCCACAGAUGCACGAGCACGCCAGGAAUGGGUCGAUAAGUUACGAGCAGUCACAGAAAUGUAUACUAGAGCGAUAGCCAGCAGCCAUCCUCCAUUGCCACCACGAGAACAUUCUGGAAAUUCGAGUAGGAAUCCUGUCGUUAAGCUGGAAGUAUUGGAUGCCUUUGCCAAUUGCCAGGAACAAUUGAGAAAGGUGGAGAAGCACAAUCUUGCCCUAGCACAAUCUAUUGAAAACUCGGAUUUACAUCUGGACUCUGAUCUCUUAGUUCUCAAAGCUAUGGCGCAUACCACUUUGCAUACACUGAGCCAAUGUCUUAACAUAUUAUAUCAGUAGGAAGUUAAUCAUCUAUUUUUAUGCUUAUCAAUAUUGAGAUUUUUAUACUCGUGAAUAUGUAAGAUUAUCUUCUCCGUCAUGCAACAUUCAUACUAUUUUAUUUUAAACAAUUAUGUACUUAUCUAUAAUUAAAGCUAGCUUUAGACGUA
Molecule: messenger RNA, 1355 nt
Organism: Acromyrmex echinatior (Panamanian leafcutter ant)
Lineage: Eukaryota; Metazoa; Arthropoda; Insecta; Hymenoptera; Formicidae
Product: oxysterol-binding protein-related protein 11
Cellular component (GO): membrane; cytosol
Molecular function (GO): sterol binding
Source: RefSeq, a predicted model, not a curated record